CCUCUCAUACACAGAAAAACAAGGAUCAAUCUUUCUAUUUUUCACUUCAUUCUUUCUCAAUAUUCCCUCCUCUUGCUCUCUCUCUCUCUACUUCUCCAUUUUGCAAUCCACAACAAAGGCCCCUUGCAAGCUCAUUGGUGGCAAAAUGGCGAAUUCCUCAUCUGGAAUGGCUAUCAGCGAUGAGUGCAAAUUAAGGUUCUUGGAAUUAAAAGCAAAACGAGUUUAUCGGUUCAUAGUGUUCAAGAUCGAUGAGAAAGCUCAGCAAGUGAAGGUCGAGAAGGUUGGGGAACCUAGUGAAAGCUAUGAGGAUUUUACUGCCUGUUUGCCUGCCAAUGAAUGUCGUUACGCCGUCUACGAUUUCGAUUUCACAACCAACGAGAAUUGCCAGAAGAGCAAGAUCUUCUUCGUCUCAUGGUCUCCAGAUACAUCAAGGGUGAGAAGUAAAAUGGUGUAUGCCAGUUCCAAGGAUAGGUUCAGGAGAGAGCUUGAUGGGGUUCAAGUUGAGCUGCAAGCAACCGAUCCAAGUGAGAUAAGCUUGGACAUUGUCAAACAAAGAGCACUCUAAACCCUAAUUAUAUAUUGUGACUUUGGCACAAUUGGCUUGGUGAAGAGAGCUAGCUAGCUAGCUAUGCAUAUAUGGUUCCAUUAUGAGUUAAAAUAGCUAGUGCAUAUAUUAAUGUCAUUGUAUAACUUCUACCUAUUGAUUUUUAG
Tripterygium wilfordii is the source of this 711-nucleotide messenger RNA. Its product is annotated as actin-depolymerizing factor 1. Gene Ontology annotation, biological process: actin filament depolymerization. NCBI's taxonomy places the organism in Eukaryota, Viridiplantae, Streptophyta, Magnoliopsida, Celastrales, Celastraceae. Bases 146 to 565 code for a protein of 139 amino acids. Gene Ontology annotation, cellular component: actin cytoskeleton; cytoplasm. The transcript is spliced from 3 exons. Gene Ontology annotation, molecular function: actin filament binding. The record is from RefSeq and is a predicted model, not a curated record.